UGUAGUUGAUCUGUUGUGUUUGUGUCUCUGUAUUCAAGCAGUAAAAUGGCAGAAGCCAGAUUUUCUCAGGAUGAGUUGAUGUGUACAGUGUGUCUGGAUCUCCUGAAGGAUCCGGUGACUACUUCCUGUGGACACAGUUACUGUAAGAGCUGUAUUACAGGCUGCUGGGAUCAGGAGGAUCAGAAGAGAGUCUACAGCUGUCCUCAGUGCAGACAGACCUUCAGUACAAGACCUGUAUUAUCUAGAAACACCAUGCUGACUGAACUGGUGGAGAAACUGAAGAAGACCAAACUCUCUGCUGAUUGUGACGCUGGAGCUGGAGAUGUUCAGUGUGACGUCUGUCCUGGAAGAAAAUACAGAGCCGUCAAGUCCUGUCUGGUGUGUCUGGAGUCUUACUGUCAAACUCAUUUUGAGCGGCAUGAGGAGUUUCAUUCACGUAAACCACACAAAGUGACCGAAGCCACUGGACGACUGCAGGAGAUGAUCUGCCAGAAACAUGAGAAGAUCCUGGAGGUUUUCUGCCGCACUGAUCAGACAUGUAUAUGUGUGCUGUGUACAAUUAUUGAACAUAAAAAUCACGACAUUAUACCAGCUGCAGACCAGAGGACAGAGAAACAGAAGCAGCUGAAGGAGACUCAGAAGACGCUCCAGCAGAGAAUCCAGCAGAAAGAGAAAGAUCUCCAGCAGCUGACAGAGGAUGUGGAGUCUUAUAAGCGCUCUGCUCAGACAGCAGUAGAGGACAGUAAAAAGAUCUUUACUGAGAUCAUGCGGUCCAUUAAGAGAAGAUGCUCUGAACUGAUACGACUGAUCAGAGAUCAGGAAAAGCAAGCAGUGAGUCGAGCUGAAGGACGACUGGAGCGACUGGAGCAGGAGAUCAAUGAUCUGAGGAGGAGAGACGCUGAGCUGGAGCAGCUUUCACACACACAGGAUCACAUCCAGUUCCUGCAGAGUUUCCAGUCUCUCUCAGCUCCUCCUGAAUCUACAGACGUAAAUGACAAUGUCUUCAUUUCUUUCAUCUCUUUGGAUGAUCUGAGAGAAUCUGUUCAUCAGCUGAGACACAAACUGGAGGAUUUCUACAAAGAGGAGCUGAUGAAGAUCUCAGAAACACUGACCAACAUUGUUCCCAGCACCAGGAACGACUUCCUACAAUACUCCCAUCAGCUUACUCUGGAUCUGAACACAGUAAAUAAACGUCUCCGUCUAUCUGAGAACAACAGAAAGAUUACUUACAAUCUCACAGACCAGUCGUAUCCUGAUCAUCCAGACAGAUUUGAUUAUUUUUGUCAGGUGUUGUGUAGAGAGAGUGUGUGUGGACGCUGUUACUGGGAGCUGGAGUGGAGUGAAGGUGUGUUUAUAUCAGUGUCAUAUAAGAACAUCAGCAGAAAGGGAUGGGGUGAUGAGUGUGUGUUUGGAUCUAAUGAUCAGUCCUGGAGUUUGGAGUGCUCUUCUUCCAGUUACUCAUUCAGACACAGUGACAAAGUGACUCGUCUCUCUGUGAAGCCCAUCAUCAGCAGCAGAAUAGGAGUGUUUGUGGAUCAGGGAGCAGGAACUCUGUCCUUCUACAGCGUCUCUGACACAAUGAGCCUCAUCCACACAGUCCAAACCACAUUCACUCAGACGCUCUAUCCUGGGUUUUUGGUUGGUUAUGGAUCAUCAGUGAAACUGUGUUGAUGAAUCAGAACAGACAGAACAGAGAUUCUACCCAUAAUGCUCUGAGAAGAUCUACAUUAGAGCUCUGACUAGAUCCGUUCCUGUUUUGUGAACUACACUGCAUGGUUUCUUGAAUUUAUACUAGUAGACCGGUUUCAGAGAAAUCAUGCGGUAAUGAAAUAGACUGAUAUGGUGUGGAUGAUAUUUCAGUUUAGAUGAAGAUGAUUUGUGACACAUGGGACAAAACAUGUCCAGCAACUGUAACUUCUAUUACAUUUAUAAAAGCUAAUGUUUUCAAUUGUUGAUGUUAGAAUUAAUAAUAGAUCAGUAAUAGAGUGCAUUGAAAACAAUUGUUCCCUUUAAUUGAAGUUUAUCAAAUCAAUUACACUUAUUCUCUUCUUACUACAUCUAAAACACUGUCACAGAGAGGCUUCAAUCAUUCAUAAUUUUUUUUGGAAAACUUUUUGACAACACUGUCAGACAUUCAAUAAAAUGUAAAUAAAGCAGUAAAUAAA
Messenger RNA from Puntigrus tetrazona (Sumatra barb), 2165 nucleotides. Its product is annotated as tripartite motif-containing protein 16-like. Gene Ontology annotation, molecular function: protein binding; zinc ion binding. The record is from RefSeq and is a predicted model, not a curated record. Lineage: Eukaryota; Metazoa; Chordata; Actinopteri; Cypriniformes; Cyprinidae. The transcript is spliced from 6 exons. The coding region runs from base 46 to 1671 and encodes 541 amino acids.